Messenger RNA from Colletotrichum acutatum, 957 nucleotides. RefSeq names its product Alpha/Beta hydrolase protein. The transcript has 3 exons. The record is from RefSeq and is a predicted model, not a curated record. Bases 1 to 909 code for a protein of 302 amino acids. Lineage: Eukaryota; Fungi; Ascomycota; Sordariomycetes; Glomerellales; Glomerellaceae.
AUGGACCCAAAUUACACCAAAGCCGAAACCCAAACCUUCCACCUCUCAGACGGCCGCACCCUAAGCUUCGCAGUCUUUGGCGCCGCCGUGCUAUUCUACUUCCACGGCUUCCCCAGCAGCCACGAAGAAGCCUCAAUCUUCCACCAAGCCGCACGCCGCCAAGCCGUCCAAAUCAUCGCCCUCGAUCGACCAGGCCACGCCGGCUCCAUGUUCCAGUCCAACAGGCGCAUCGUAGACUGGCCUGCGGACGUCCUCGCCUUUGCAGACCACUUUACGAUUCCUCGUUUCGGCGUCCUCGGUCUAUCAGGGGGCGCACCGUAUGUUUUUGCAUGUUGGAGAGCCAUCCCGCGCGAGAGACUCGUGGUGGCGGGGGUUUAUUCGGGGUUAUACCCGCCUGAGCUUGGGUACGCCGGCAUGCUCCUCCAAGGACGGGUGAUGUUGACGUUGGCACCGUGGAUCGCGCCGGUCGUGGCUUGGGGUAUGGAGAUGUCACUCGGCAGAGCGGCCAGAGACGAGGCAAGGCCGGGGAGGUUUGAGGGGAUCGUGCUGGAGGAUUUGAAGACGAGGCCGGGCGUUGAUCGGGAUGUGUUGGAACGGGAUGUUGGCGGGGUCCGGUCUGCUAUGCUUGCUAGUGUGCGGGAUGCUGUUUUGCCUGGGGGAUGGGGCCCGGCUUGGGAUGUCAAGUUGGCGGGGAGUUAUUGGGGAUUCGAGAUUGGGGAGCUUGUGGUUAGGGACGGGGAGAUGGUUUGGUGGCAUGGGAGGGAGGAUGUUAAUGUGCCGGUUGGUCUUGCGGAACGGGCGGCGGAGUGUGUGCCCGGGGCGGAGGGGGAGGGGCACGUUAGUCUUGUGGUGCGCAAGGCGGACGAGGUUAUAUCUACUCUUGCGAGCAUGCUGAGGAAGGCAAGUUGAGGGCUAGAAGUAUGGGACAUAUCACAGGAAGUUUAGUACGUGAUAUUG